GUGCAGUGGAAAUGUCAUUUGAUUAUUUGCUAAGAUAAAGGAUGAUUUUAACACUUAGCACCAGGAUUAUCUUUGCAAAGUUUGUUUCUUUGCUUAUGCAGAGUUGACAUCAGCAGCAAAGUAGUUACCAGAAAUAACCGAGCAAUGGGUGUAGUCAGUGAUACACAAGUGAUACGUUUUCACCGUUGAAGUUUUUCAUUUCAAAUCCUAACACUGAAGUCCUGUGGUUUUUGCUCUAAUCUUUGUGUUAGUGCAUUUAGUUGUUGUUGCAAAGGUAUUUCCAAUUUAAGCACGUACAUCUGCGUUUAACAAGAUGAGCCACAUGCAUUGUGCUUGGUGCAUAACUUCCCAAAAAAAUGUAUUACUCAGAUAUGAUGUAAGCCUUUGAGUUUGUUACAAUAUGUUAAACUUAUUCAUAUGCAGUCAUAGUGUAUUCAUGUUGUGUUACAUGAUCAUAUGAAACGGGCUGACAGUAACACAAGUGGCAUAGAACAGAAUUAUAGAGAGGAUGUGGGGAAAUGUGAAAGAUAAGACUGCAGAAAAACACAGCGGCACCACAAGUCUGCAAACAGAGUGAUAGAUUCCUCUUUCAGAGGUAAAAAUGCAGUGAGAAAAGCAGUUCUUUGACUUAAGGUUCACACAUAAGAAGUAACGUGAAGUUUUACAAUAAAAGUCUGCAAAGACAAAUGGCUCCUGGUCAGUGAGGUUUUUAUACACUAGUUCAAUACAGGAGAGGUAAACUCAUGGUGGGACUUGUGGCUCUUCAUCUCAUCAUCGUACUGCUGGUUGACCACAUAGGAAAGAUAAUGGUGUCAAAGCAGUUACUACUAACUGUUAACUAACUGGCCUAAAUGCUUUAUUUUUAUUCUUUGCAAUAAACAGGAGGGGAUGGUGGGUGGUAUAACAUUUAGGCCAGUAGUUCCCAACUGGUGGGUUGCAGGAUCAUUCCGAAUGGACAGCAAGUGACUUGCGAACAUGUGAAGUUUGUAAAAAUCACACUUUAUUUUGAAGUACAUUGAAUUUCCAGCACAGAGCUUUUAUUUUGAAGUGCUGUUUCCUGCUGUAGAGUGAGUGACUAACGGACAGCUACUUAACAAAGACAGCAAACCAGCUUGAUGGCAUGGCCAAAUGACUAAAGAGAAAUCUGGACCCCGUGGCUGGACCAGUUGGGAACCACAAAACAGCACAUGUGCAAUAAGGAACAGUGGUGUAGUGGUGGUUCAUAAGAUCCCAGCACUGUGAAGCCAAGGGCUGAGUUAAAGGACGACAUCAAGACAUCUUCCCUCCAAGAUGCUGUACUGUCCUGUGAGCCAGAAAGCAAACACCAGCACAUUUCUCCCAUCAAACCAAACAGCCAAGGUGACUUCCUUGAACCUGUUCACCAUUUCCCUCCAUGGCAUUUUCUCUUCCAUUGGUAUAUUCGAAAACCUCCUCAUCCUGGGAGUAGUGGGCUUCCAUGUCCGUCGCUCUGUCAUCAGCAUCUGGAUCCUGAACCUCGCCGCCUCUGACCUGCUGGCCACCUCUUCCCUGCCCUUCUUCACCCUCUACAUGGCCCGCGGCAACACCUGGACCUUGGGCCCGACCUUCUGCCGCAUCCAUUCUUCCAUCUUCUUUCUCAACAUGUUUGUCAGUGCCUUCCUGCUGGCGGCCAUUUCUAUGGACCGCUGUCUGAUGGUGCUGAGACCCGUCUGGGCGCAGAACUACAGGAACAUCCAACUAGUGGGGAAGAUUUGUGGGGUGCUUUGGGCCUUAGCUGUGCUGUUCACCAUCCCCUUCUACAUCUUCCGUGAUACCAUUCCUAUUCCUGGUGGCAAGAUCCUGUGUUACUACAAUUAUGCUCGCCUCCUCCCUGCUGAACCCUUUGACCUACAAGCUUUGUGUAAGCGGCGUAAGGAGGCCUUGGCCCUCCUGAGACUCUUCCUCGCCUUCCUGAUCCCUCUACUGAUCAUCAUCCUGAGCUAUGCUGCCGUGAAUAUCAGCUUGGCGCGCAGAGGCUGUCGACGCUCUUUCCGUUUUGUUCGGCUCGUAGUGGCUGUGGUGGUGACUUUUAUUCUCUGCUGGGCUCCGUACCACUUCUUCAUAGUCUUGGAGGUGAUGGCCCCCAAUGGGCAUUCUGCACAGCUAUUUGCAAGCCGUGCGCUCCCAAUCGCAGCAACCAUCGGCUUCCUGAACAGUGUCCUUAACCCCAUUCUGUAUGUGUUCAGCUGCCCUGAUCUGUGCAGGAAGAUCAGACACUCUCUGGGUGCGGUGAUGGAGAGCGUUCUGGCUGAGGAUCUGGCAGAGCUGUCCCGGCGCCGCAGCACCGCUCGCACCUCUCUCAGUAACACCACCGAGGUUAUGUUAAAGAAGAAUGCUAUUACCACCUAUACAAAAGCAGAUGAACGAGACCAGACUGAAGAUCUUGUUAACUCUGAUCAGAGCUGAACGAUAAUAUUGCAU
Molecule: messenger RNA, 2439 nt
Organism: Epinephelus fuscoguttatus (brown-marbled grouper)
Lineage: Eukaryota; Metazoa; Chordata; Actinopteri; Perciformes; Serranidae
Product: prostaglandin D2 receptor 2-like
Exons: 2
Coding region: 1291-2424 (377 amino acids)
Biological process (GO): complement receptor mediated signaling pathway; positive regulation of cytosolic calcium ion concentration; phospholipase C-activating G protein-coupled receptor signaling pathway
Cellular component (GO): plasma membrane
Molecular function (GO): G protein-coupled receptor activity; complement receptor activity
Source: RefSeq, a predicted model, not a curated record